AUGUCCUACGACAUGCAAUCCACGAUGCAACAGCAGUACGCCCCUGCGCCGUACCAAAACGGCCAGAUCAAGUCGGAGACGAAUUCCGAGCGCGGAGUCUCGCCGCACCCCUCGAACGACUACCAGUCACGCUACCCUCAACCCGCCCCCCCUCCUCUGCAGGCGUAUCAGCCGAUGCCCGCUGCCAUGUCCAAUGGCAUGCGCUACCCCUCUCCUACCGCGAUGAACGCGCCGAUGCCCAUGAUGAACCAACAAUACCUCCCCAACCCUCCUCCCGACCACGCCUACCCUCCUCAGGUCGCGCCCGACCAGCAACAACAGGUUGGCGGCCGGCCCGCCUCCGACACCGGCCCGCCAAAGGCCUUCGCCUGCUCCACUUGCGGCAAGGGCUUUGCCCGCCGCAGCGAUCUGGCGCGUCACGAGAGGAUUCACAGCGGCAUUCGUCCCCACGUUUGCGACUACCCCAACUGCGGCAAGCAGUUCAUCCAGCGCUCUGCUUUGACCGUCCACCAGCGUGUCCACACUGGCGAGAAGCCCCACAUGUGCGAGCGUUGCGGCAAGCCCUUCUCCGACUCCAGUUCGCUUGCGCGUCACCGUCGCAUUCACUCGGGCAAGCGCCCCUACAAGUGCCCCUAUGCCGACUGCCAGAAGACGUUCACGCGCAGGACGACGCUCACGCGCCACCAAAACCACCACACUGGCACUGUCGAGGAGGCGGCUGCUGCUACCGCCGCUGCUCUGGCGUCUCGCGCGUCGCAGCAGCCCGCGCGUUCGGUCCGCUCGGAUGCCGACGACUACUCUGAGACGGCUUCCCCUCUCCCUACGCCGUCUCCGAACAACCGUCCUCUCUCCAUGUCGCCUGCUGCCGGCAUGCCCGUGAUGCCUGCCAUGCACCGCCAGGUCUCGGACUUUGCCUACAUGCAAAACCCCAACAUGCCGGCGCACCUGCGCUCCGAGAUGCAGCAGCCGAGCCCGCGCUCGUCUCCGUCGCUGACGUCUCAGCCCUACACGUCGGUCAGCUCGCAGCCCAGGCCGCCGAUUACGUCGCACCCGACCGGCUACGGCCCCCCUUCGGUGCUUGAGCCUCCCACUGGCGCUGCUCAGUCGCAGCAACAGCAGCAGCAGGCGCCGCAGCAGCAGCCGGGCAGCGCUCACAGCAGCCCGCACAUGAGCAACAUGGGCUGGCAGUCGCCUGCUCAGCAGAACAUGCCGUCGCCCAACGGCAACGACUCCUACACGUACCCGGAGCCGCACUACGGUGCGUCGGCCCCCAAUAUGUACUACGCCAACCCGAACAUGGCCAGGCCCAACAGCACUGAGCCGGACGGAUACGAUCCGCGCAGGAGGAUGGCCGAGAACAUGUGGGCUCCUCCUGUCCAAUAA
Messenger RNA from Lasiodiplodia theobromae, 1383 nucleotides. RefSeq names its product Zinc finger C2H2-type protein. Gene Ontology annotation, cellular component: PcG protein complex; transcription regulator complex. The transcript is spliced from 3 exons. The coding region runs from base 1 to 1383 and encodes 460 amino acids. Gene Ontology annotation, biological process: regulation of transcription by RNA polymerase II. NCBI's taxonomy places the organism in Eukaryota, Fungi, Ascomycota, Dothideomycetes, Botryosphaeriales, Botryosphaeriaceae. The record is from RefSeq and is a predicted model, not a curated record. Gene Ontology annotation, molecular function: DNA-binding transcription factor activity, RNA polymerase II-specific; RNA polymerase II cis-regulatory region sequence-specific DNA binding.